CUCAUCCAGUUGCUGCAGCUCUCCUCAUUCCCUUCCCCUCUCCUUCCAUCUCCAUCCCCAUCCCCACGCCGCGUCGUCUUCCUCUCGCCUUCCCUCCUCCCUCCCCGCUGCUCGGCCCCGCCUAACCUCCCCCGCUUUUCUUCCCCCGCCUGGUCCACGGCGACCUCGGACUUUCCUCCACCAAACCACGCCAACCUCCCCUCCUGCUCCAUCCCAUUCCAUUGGCCGCCUCCUCAAAACAUCCCCCCGCCAUUCGCGCCACCAUCCAUUCCAUUCCUCCAUCCCUACUCCCCUACAGCCAGCUGCUCCGCCCCCUUUGACCCUCGCCGGCCGGCAUCCGCCGAACUCGCCCCUUUCUUAUCCCCCGCCCUCCCGCCCGGACCUCCCCUCAAGUUCUUGCAAGUACAGGACAGGACAGGAAAGGCGGUUUCUUGGUCUUGCAAGGAAGGAACAGAGGCCGGGAUGGCGUCGAUCCGGCGGCCGCACUCGCCGGCCAAGGCGCAGCACCUGCUACGCCACCACCACCCGUUCUCCACCGCCUCCCCGCCCUCCUCGCCGCUCCGCCACGCCUCCUCCGCCUCCUCCUCCUCCUCGCCGAGGAAGUCGGGCUACCCGCACCCGUUCCUCUUCUUCACCCGCCGCCCGCUCCCGCGCUUCGCCGCCUUCUUCCUCCUCGGCUCCUUCAUCGGCCUGCUCCACUUCCUCUCCCACCUCCCGCUCCACCCCCACCUCCCCGCCCACCCCUCCUCCUCCCACCUCAACCAUCUACAGCAACAGCAGCAGCAGGAGCAGGGGCAACCCAUCACCCAGCAGCGCCUACCCGAUGCCGCCGGCAGCAACGCCGAGGAGCACAGCGGCCAAGGCAAGCUGCUCAUCGUCGUCACGCCCACGCGCGCGCGGGCGUCGCAGGCCUACUACCUGAGCCGGAUGGGCCAGACGCUGCGCCUCGUCCGCCCGCCCGUGCUCUGGGUCGUCGUCGAGGCCGGCAAGCCCACCCCGGAGGCCGCCCUCGCGCUGCGCCGCACCGCCGUCAUGCACCGCUACGUCGGCUGCUGCGACGCCCUCAACGCCUCCGCCUCUCCCGCCGUCGACUUCCGCCCGCACCAGCUCAACGCCGGCCUCGAGGUCGUCGAGAACCACCGUCUCGACGGCGUCGUCUACUUCGCCGACGAGGAGGGCGUCUACUCCCUGCCGCUCUUCGACCGCCUCCGCCAGAUCAGGAGGUUCGGCACAUGGCCCGUUCCGACGAUCUCCGACGGUGGUCACGGCGUGGUGCUCGAAGGCCCCGUGUGCAAGCAGAACCAGGUUGUGGGGUGGCACACGAGUGGGGAUGCCAACAAGCUCCAGAGAUUUCAUGUCGCCAUGUCGGGCUUCGCGUUCAACAGCACCAUGCUCUGGGAUCCCAGGCUGAGGUCCCAUAAGGCCUGGAACUCGAUCCGGCACCCGGAAAUGGUGGAACAGGGCUUCCAAGGAACCACGUUUGUGGAGCAGUUAGUGGAGGAUGAGAGCCAGAUGGAGGGCAUACCUGCAGACUGCUCCCAAAUAAUGAACUGGCAUGUGCCAUUUGGAUCUGAGAGCCCGGUAUAUCCCAAAGGGUGGCGGUCCGCGGCGAACCUGGAUGUUAUCAUCCCUCUAAAAUAGCGUCAUCAGAGCAGCUCCGUUCAUCAGCAAAGCACUAACUCGUUUGACAGGCAUUUACAUAGCGGUUGAGCCUUGAAGAUUGGGCUUAACAGGUGCAGAGGCAUUCCAGGCUGACUUACCUUUGAGAAGAAGCAGCAGCUCUUGGCAAGACGUUGCUACAUGGUAGUUUUCGCAGUCCGACUUUUGGGAAAUAUUUUGUAGGAUGGAGAGAACUAGUGGGGCAACUCAACAUCUUUGCCAUGUAAAUGUAAAUGUUGUCGCGAUCUGUAUUCAUUUGUUGAGUUGGAAAUGCCAAAAGGUGAAAAAUAUAUGCAAGGUUUGAAUA
This is a messenger RNA of Hordeum vulgare subsp. vulgare (domesticated barley), 1966 nucleotides long. Its product is annotated as probable glucuronosyltransferase Os04g0103100. The transcript has 4 exons. The record is from RefSeq and is a predicted model, not a curated record. Gene Ontology annotation, molecular function: xylosyltransferase activity; galactosylgalactosylxylosylprotein 3-beta-glucuronosyltransferase activity. Gene Ontology annotation, cellular component: Golgi membrane. The coding region runs from base 463 to 1641 and encodes 392 amino acids. NCBI's taxonomy places the organism in Eukaryota, Viridiplantae, Streptophyta, Magnoliopsida, Poales, Poaceae. Gene Ontology annotation, biological process: glucuronoxylan biosynthetic process; plant-type secondary cell wall biogenesis.